This is a messenger RNA of Etheostoma cragini (Arkansas darter), 7453 nucleotides long. It is a transcript of the gene mrtfba, whose product is annotated as myocardin related transcription factor Ba. Gene Ontology annotation, biological process: smooth muscle cell differentiation. The transcript is spliced from 18 exons. The record is from RefSeq and is a predicted model, not a curated record. Bases 331 to 3681 code for a protein of 1116 amino acids. NCBI's taxonomy places the organism in Eukaryota, Metazoa, Chordata, Actinopteri, Perciformes, Percidae.
UACGUCACUCUGCAUCCGAACCUAGACCAGUCGCAGCCAUUUUACUCCGCGAAAUAAACUUCAAUCACACCUCUGGAGGAAAAAAACAUAAUACACAAGAUAAUUUCGCUGUCAUUCAUGGAUAUCUCAUUGUAAACAGUACCUCGGAGAGAUUCGGCGUGCAAAGUCUUUGCAAUUCGGUUUGUCUCCAUGGCUUAGUGUGACUCUUGGCAGCCCAGACGACUCUUUCUGCUCUCCCCUACUGUCCUCUGCCACUACAGGUAGCAGCGAGACACGACUAAAGGGACGGUGACCAGAACCCCUGUUACUGGCCUCCGCUCCUGUGGCAAGAUGGAGCUCCAGGCGUCUCACGGGCAGCUAGGAGCAGAGGGGGACUGCGAGAUGUCGAGUCUGCUGUUGGCCAGUCCCCAGAGCGAGGCGGUGACCCAUGAGCUGGAGGAACUGUCGCUGCAGCCACUUCCUCCACUCAACGAACGGAAAAACGGCCAGGACUCUCAGUCUCAGACAAUGGCCUGUUUGGAGGUAGAGACCCAAAGUGACUGCACUAGGUUCAGAGCAGUCCUGCAGUUGAGGCUUCAGCAAAGGCGAACCCGGGAGCAGCUGGUGGAACAGGGCAUCAUGCCACCUCUGAAGAGCCCGGCAGCUUUCCAUGGCCAGAUCCGCAGCUUGGAGAGAGCCAGGACCGAGAAUUUCCUCAAGCACAAGAUCCGCAGCCGUCCAGAGAGAGCAGAGCUGGUCAGGAUGCACAUCCUGCAAGAGACCGGAGCAGAACCCUCACUACAGGCCACCCAGAUGAGACUGAAGAGGGCCCGGCUGGCCGACAACCUGAACGAGAUGUUAGCCCAGAGACCCGGCCCCAUGGAGCUGGUGGAGAAAAACAUCCUUCCCGUGGAUUCCAGCGUUAAACAGGCCAUCAUCGUGGGUCAGGUGAAUUAUCCCAAAGUAUUGGAUGAAGACAGCAAUGAUGCCCUGUCCCCGGAACAGCCGGCCAGCCAGGAGUCUCAGAAUUCUGUCCCCUCUCCCGUGGAGAGCAAAGUGCCAGAGAUGCCCUCUCCAGCCCCAGCACCACCACCACCACCACCACCACCACUACCACUACCACUACCACAAACACCCACUACCAUGCUACAGGCCUUCCCAGUUGCUUCACAAGCAGCAACAGACUUUAUGAAAGCGAUGUCUACCAUUGAGCAGCCUGCCAGCCGCCCAGCUGUCACUCCUGCACAGAUAUUCACCACAGCUGCUCCUUCCAAACCAGGCCCAACACUGGUGAAACAAAGCCAGCAGAAGUCUCCCUCAGAGAAGAGCCGCAGUAAGAAGGGCAAAGAGCCCAAGUCCAGGGUGAAAAAGCUCAAGUACCACCAGUAUGUUCCCCCAGACCAGAAGCAGGAGGCCAGUGAAGCGCCCAUGGACUCCUCUUAUGCCCGAUUGCUGCAGCAACAGCAGUUGUUCCUCCAGCUGCAGAUCCUUAGCCAGCAGCAGCAGCACUACAACUACCAGACUAUAUUGCCAGCACCCCUUAAGCCUGUGGCCGAGGGUCAGAGCAGCAGCGCCGGCAGCCUGCCAACCUCCAUCGUGGUAUUGCCCAACGCUCCUCCACCUCCCCCCGUGACUCCGGCUCCGGGUCGUCCAAACAACUCGCUGUCAAACCGCAAGCCAGGAGUGUUGCCUGCCAACCUGGAGGAGAUGAAGGUGGCUGAGCUAAAACUGGAGCUAAAGCUGCGUGGCCUCCCCGUGUCAGGAACGAAGACCGAUCUGAUAGAAAAACUGAAGCCUUUCCAGGACAAUCACUGCACCUCUUCUCCUACCACCACCACCACCUUCUCCUCCAUCCCCAUGGAGGUCACCACCACCACUAAAACCCCCGCUAUAGUUUUUCCAGUCCAGCAAGUUGCUCCAGAGACCAUUAACCCCACACCGCCGGUCUCACCCAUUCCCGCUGAUCGCUCCACCCUCCAGCAGGAUGCAGGCAAGUCUGAGGCUGGAGCACAGAGGGGGAGCUCACCUCUCCCGUCUUUCCCCGUCCCGGAGGAAAAGGACAGGCGGCUCCAUGAGAAGGAGCAGCAGAUAGUGGAGUUGAUGAGGAAGCUGGAGCAGGAGCAGAGGUUGGUGGAGGUGCUGAAGAUGCAGCUCGAGGUGGAGAAGAGAGGCCAGGGAGGCUGCACCGCUGACCCUGCCUCCGCGUCUCCCAAACUCACUUCUGUACCGGCCAUGAAUCCUGUUCCCACCGUCCUGAACUCGAACGUAAUAAAAAUGGAAGGUGCAGUCCUGUCGAACUGUUCAUCCACCACAGCUGCAAUCCCCAACUGUAUCCUGGGCUCGCAGACCCUCGCUCCCCUGCCAACAGUGGUGAAGUUGGAGGAUGUGACUGUUUCUUCUGUCAAGCCGCUCCAGCUCCAGACCCAAACCCAAACCCAGCUCAUCAACCAGAUCCAGCCCAAAGUACAGCCCCAAAUAACCAACAGCCCAAAGAUCCUCUCCCAAUCACAGAGAAGUCUCAAGCUUCAGACCCAGCCACAGUCCCAACCUGCAGCCGCCAGCCUGCAGCAGUUCUUCAUCAGCCACCCAGGUGGGGUGUCCCAGGUGCUCGGUCAGCCUCAGACCUUAUUAACCACGGCUGGCCAGGCUGGGAGGAUCCUCCUUCCAGUCUCACUACCCAAAAACGCUACUGCAAUCCAGCUUCCAAGCUCCACUGUCAGCCUGCAGCCUGUUCUUCAGGCCACAGUCUCAAAUCCAGGCCUGGUCCAAGCCUCAGUUCCUCAGCUGCAAACCACUAAGAUGGAGACAGCACCCAGCCAGCAGUUAACCAACCACAACCCAUUGCUACAGACUCUGACUAUGUGCAAAAACACCUUGGAGAACCAGACUAGGCCUGAGAUGAAUCCCCAGUGUUUCCUGAGGACCUCCCCAGAGAACAGGGUCUCUCCACGGGCUUCACCCAACAACAACAUCUCCAACGGACUCCUCAAUAAGUCUCCUUCUCCCCAGCCUACCUUCAUCCUUCAGCCCACCUCCCUUGUUACUCAGCCUCGCAAGACUAGAGAGCCUCCCCGCUACGAGGAUGCCAUCAAACAGAGCCGCAACUUGCACAGCAACAAUGUUUCACAGGUUCCCACGGCAACCAGCCAACAAAUGGAUGACUUGUUUGACAUCCUUAUACAGAGUGGAGAAAUCACUCCAUUUAUCCAGCAGGACCCCCAUAUGUCUUUCACUAAGACAAUCCCAGUCACAGCGAGCAUCUCCACCCUGCCGGUCAACACCGCUCUCUCCCGGCCACCUCCACAGAUCCAGGUGGCUCCUCCGCCCGCCCCAAGCCCCAUCAUGGACCACAGCCUGCCCGGCCUCUCCUCGCUGGCCACAGACAAUCAGCUGGAAGCCUUUCUGGAGAACACACUGGCUGAAACGGCGCCAGCGUCAGACCCGCGCACACAGGGCCUGAUGGAGGAGCUGCAGGCCCAGCUGAUGGAGCAACAGCCCUACUCCCCCAUGGACACAUCAGACCUGUCCUUCUGUGAUUCUUCCUCGCCCUCCUCGCUCAACAUGGGUCUGUCUGACCCGGGGCUGGACAACAUGGAGUGGCUGGACCUCACCAUGCCGCCAGGUCCUGCUGGGCCACUCACACCACUGGGGAUCCCAACGGACUUCCUGGACACACAAGACCUGCAGCUGCACUGGGACUGACCGAGUGGGUGGAUGACAGAAAAAGAAAGACGGUGUCCAGAGAGAGGCAGAGCAGGUCAGUCAGGACUCAAGAGUGAGAGAUGAAUGGAUAAAGAGAAGAAGAAAGGGAUUUGGCGGCCAGAGAGAGGUUGCAUUUUAGCAUGUUAAAUAAGGAGAAGACAUGGCAUUUCUGGGCCAUACCACUCUCACCAGUACAUCCAAACCACCGGUAAUAUUCCCACUAUAGCACAGUAAGAGAUGCUGUACAGACAGUGCACUGAUUCAAGUUGAACUACAAGCAGGAGUUUGCACAGCUUUAAAAGACACCCACUAAUGGCCGAACAUCUACAAUAACGUGGUCACUAAAGGUGAUUGUGGUCACCCAUCAUUUUAGUGAUAAAGAUUUUAAGCAGGCUAGGCUUUUACAGUGUCUGAUGUCAUGAUUUUAGUGAUCACAUGAUUACAGAGCGGAGGAGACGGAGCCAAACAAACACUGUUCGCUCAGACAGUUUAUAAAUACUCUUUAAACCACACUAAUACAGCUUAACUUUCCCUGGGACAGCACCGAUUGCUGAUAUUACCCGUUUAUUUCUACUGGAGGUUCAGCUGGUGGCAAACGCUGCAUUUAUUUUACUAUGUAAGCACAGUAACUAAAUGUAAAAGGGUGGAGGUGGUGUGAUGCGAAGGCGUUUGUUCCACUGAAGCAUACUGUGCCGUACCAGGUCAUUAAAGCUGGUCAUUACAACACAAUAACUGUGUCAUUCUUAAUGACAGCUCACAAGCUCCAGAUGAAAUCUAGUCGUAAUAAACUUAGAUUCGCAAGAAAAAUGCACACAAGGCUUGGCCUGGGACAUCAGUGCGUCAUAGUAGUUGGUACUGACUCAGCCACUAACCACUUCUCCCAGGGAAGCUUAGACUAAACCGGUCCAAGUCUAAAGUGCUUGACAGUUUUUCCUUUGUGAUUGGAAGCCAGACGUGCUCAGUCAGUCCCUGAGCGGAGUUUUAAAGGGAUUUCUAACCGAGAGGAGGCCAGUCCUCUGUUCACACUGCUCCAGACUACCACGUACUGUACAGUACACGUUUGCUGACUAAUCUGAUUUGUUGUAUCAGAUGUGACUGUUUUCUUCUGUUGUAUCACGACCCUGCGGUCGAGCUGACGAACCAAUGACUGUAAAGAACAAAGACUUCAGUCUGAUGACGAGAGGAGGGAGCUCCUCAAUCUGUGUGAGAGCUAUGCACUUAAGAGGCGGCGAGCUCUGGGGACGCGCCUUAAUCACCUCAAAUCAAGGAAAUGUGAACUUUGCAUAUCCAAAGUAAUCGUUGAGAUGAAGUGAUCAAUACAGUUGUGAUCAACGUAAAGAUCAUGUGGCCAAUUGCUUCAGAGAUACUCCAGUUGUUGUCCAGGUAUCUUGUUUUGAAUGUAAUUUUGAAAAACAGAACUUUACUCACAAAGUUGGCAGCUUUUUUUUUUUCUUCCAAUAGUGAACUGACUUAUACAAACGGUGGAAAGGGAACAAAUAUCAGUUUAUGAGACAUGCAGACAAACAUCCCGAAUAGGUGUGGAGGGCAAGUUAUAUCAAGGAAUACAGAUGUCUUUGGAGAGGGUGUGUGUGUGUGUGUGUGUGUGUGUGUGUGUGUGUGUGUGUGUGUGUGUGUGUGUGUGUGUGUGUGUGUGUGUGUGUGUGUGUGUGUGUGUGUGUGUGUGUGUGUGUGUGUGUGUGUGUGUGUGUGUGUCACAAUAUUGUAAAGUAAGACUGAUGAAAUAGCUUGUGAUGCGUCAGCCACUGUGGUCUGUAGACCAAGUUAGUUUCCUGACCAAGUGGGCAGAAGCAGGCAAGUGUGUGUGUGUGUGUGUGGAAUUGUCUUCCUGUCUUUUGCAUGUCCACCCGUGUCUCUGUGUGCAUGAUUGUAUUCACGUUUAAUCUCGGGCUGUUUCGAGCUCUUUCUCAGCCGUCGCCCACAAGUUGUCUGAAGAAACUUUGAUGAUAUCGAUGAAAUCAAAUCAUUCGACAUAUUUAAAACUUCCCUCUUCAAAAGGCUUCUGAUGACUGUUGACUGUUUUCAUCUGUGUUGUUCAGUUGGAGUCAUCCAGUCCAAAAAUGCACAGACACCUUUAAGGUGGGAUACAUAGUGAAGAGGGCUUAGCUACUUUUAAAGCUGUCAUAAUUCCAGAUGUUUAUUUUAACGGAUUGCAUCAUGUCCCACUUGCUGUUCCUUUAUAAACCUAAGUAUUGAGUUACUGAUUUAGUAUCUCAGUUUAAGCUGAUGUUCUGGGAUUGAUGCACUCUCACUGUAUGGCACUUUGAUAUACGAUUCCUUUUUUUAAUUGUCUUUUUAUUUUUUUUAACAGUCAUGUCCAGUUAAAUUUUCAGUUUCAGUACAUUUCAGCCACUUAAAUCUGCCAUUGCGUCCAUUGACACUAGAGGGCGCCUCUCUUCUGUUGUGGCACAUUUUCAGGGUCAUUUCUACCAGGAACAAAAUUUAAAUGGGGCUUUUUUUUUUCUCUUGCUUUUUAAAUGUAUUUUACUGCCUGUGUAAUGCUAAAUUUCUGUACAUCAGCAAUACUUCGGAGCCCUUUAUGUCAACACUGUCUUGUCAAAGAUGUAUGAUGCUCUUAUGGCUGCAGUUCUACAUUUAUCAUCAGAUCAGAUGGAUGCACCCAAAUCCAAAACAUUUGACCAUCUAAAAGAGUUGCGUCUAAUACUGCCCAGACCCUGGGCUGUGUAGUUAUUUUAGCUGUUUUCCCUCAUGGGCACCCCUGGUUUUUCUUCCAUCGGUGUUCUCGGUCUAGUUGUAUUUCUUUUUUUUUUCCACGUUGCUGCAAGUUUUAAUCCCACGUGGGAUUAACAGUAAGAUAUCUAGUUGAUUCUUGUGUAUCCUAGAAGAAAUGACUAGAUCAUAUUUUUUUCUUUCCAGUCUGUCACCUUUAAGGCUCUCAUAUUUAAUAUGUUGUUGCCAAAAAAGGCAGUGGAUCAUACUACCACACUUUGUUUAUUUUCUCACUUUUUUGUAUCCAUAUCACCUUUUUUCGGAGGGUGAAAAGAAAAAUCAAUCUUUUAUUCAGCUAAUUUAAAAAUGUCGGAGAGGAUUUCAUGUGUAUAUUUUUGGUUUGCAGUUUAAAAAAAACUAUUUUUCAUAUUAGAAAUGCACACACCUCUUGGCUGCAGUAAAUCUACACAUGUGUGCGAUUUACUCAAUGUGACACCACUUAACAUUGAUUGAUAUACUGUACUGUACAGUUAGUCAGAUCAUGCCUUGAUUUUAUCAUUGUAACAACCUUUACUACAACGCAAUACAGUUUAAAAGGUCAUUCAUAAGUUCAGCAGCACUUAAUAGCUGAGUGGUUGUGUGAAUAGCCCUCUUAAUUUAGAGGUUUGUGGAGGCGGAGUCCAUCUGAAGAAGGGCUAAAGGGUUCUGUCAACUCGUCUACUUUUAUAGUGGAUGGUAACAGAUGUUGGUUCGGGCUUCCCCAUAUCGACUUCAGCUUGUCAUCAUUCAUUGGAAUUUUAUCAUCAACAUUGUACAUGUUUUGGUGGAGAAGACAUUUUAUAAAAUCAAUAUAUUUUGGGGAAAUUUACAUCUUUCAUUGUAGCCGAGUCUCCAUCUCCACCUGCCAUGCCUCUUGUUGUUUGUAUGCCAUAUGUUUUGCACAUUGUGUACAUAUUUCUAUAGAUGUAAUGCAUAUUUUUCUACAUGUGUAACAUCCAUGGGUUCUUUAUUUUGUAAAUACUCCAAAAGAUGUAUAUGAGUACUGUAUGCCUUUAUGUGUCAAUAAAAUGUGUUGUACUGUGAA